AUGGAGCUCUUCGCCCGUGUCUUCCACGCCCAGGAGAUCAGAUUCUACGAUCACUACCUCUUGGGAAAUUUUUGGAACGUACCUCUACAACGCUCUUAUCGUGGUGCGGGACACCGAGAGCAACACAGCUCUGAGACUCUCACAAGACAGAGAAGGAAGAGACAAAAGAUCGACCGAAGAAAGAGGGUGGGACUCUCCCUAUGUUCUGCGACGACGAUAUGUGAACUGAGAAGUUCUGCCGCUUUCGAAGUAUUAAUCCAAGGUUCCAAAGGACCAAUAGUUUAUCAGACUCGAGGGCCUUCCUUCUGUAUGGAUUGUAUGUAUGCAGGCGUUAUGGAUAUGCAAAGCGAGCUUGCGACGCCAGAUGCAAUAUCAGGUCGUAGCGUGCGUGCAGACAAUUCAUGUACUGUAGAAAUUAAGAUUAAGAAGAGAUGGAUUGAGAGGACUGAACCUCGGGAAGAAGACAAGAGAGAAGAGGAAAUCUGCGAGAAAGAGUCCGUCCAGAGAGAGAUAGAGAAAGAGAGGAGCGGGGAGGAGAAGCAUCAAGCACCAGCACAAGAGUAUUGA
Sclerotinia borealis F-4128 is the source of this 567-nucleotide messenger RNA. Lineage: Eukaryota; Fungi; Ascomycota; Leotiomycetes; Helotiales; Sclerotiniaceae. The record is from the annotation of a GenBank genome assembly.